UUCCCCUGCGCUGGCUGUCCUGGCGGCUCAUCCAAGCGGACUCACUGAGCGACGCGGGCGGGCUAUGACACCAGGGGCGCUGCUGCUGCUGCUGCUGCUGCUGGGGGCGUUGGGGGCGCCGUUCGCCCCGGGCGCCCGCGGCUCGGAAGCGGAGGGCCGACUCCGUGAGAAACUUUUCUCGGGCUAUGAUAGCUCGGUGAGGCCGGCGCGGGAGGUGGGAGACCGCGUCGGGGUCAGCGUUGGUCUCAGCCUAGCGCAAUUAAUCAGCCUGAACGAGAAGGAUGAGGAGAUGAGCACAAAGGUCUACUUAGACCUGGAGUGGACUGACUACAGGCUGAGCUGGGACCCUGAGGAGCACGAGGGCAUCGAUUCACUCCGCAUCACUGCCGAAUCCGUGUGGCUACCAGACGUGGUGCUCCUAAACAACAAUGACGGAAAUUUUGAUGUUGCUCUGGACAUCAGCGUCGUGGUGUCCUCCGACGGCUCCGUGCGCUGGCAGCCCCCGGGCAUCUAUCGCAGCAGCUGCAGCAUCCAGGUCACCUACUUCCCCUUUGACUGGCAGAACUGCACCAUGGUGUUCAGUUCCUAUAGCUAUGACAGCUCAGAAGUCAGCCUGCAGACUGGCUUGGGUCCCGAUGGGCAGGAGCGGCAGGAAGUGCACAUUCAUGAAGGCACCUUCAUUGAGAAUGGUCAAUGGGAGAUUAUUCACAAGCCUUCUCGGCUAAUCCAGCCUCCAGUGGAUCCUAGGGGAGAGGGGGAAAGACGGCGUGAGGAAGUCACCUUCUACCUCAUCAUUCGCCGGAAGCCUCUCUUUUACCUGGUCAACGUCAUUGCCCCAUGCAUCCUCAUCACUCUUCUGGCCAUCUUCGUCUUCUACCUGCCACCAGAUGCAGGAGAGAAGAUGGGGCUCUCGAUCUUUGCCCUGCUGACCCUUACUGUGUUCCUGCUGCUGCUGGCAGACAAAGUGCCUGAGACCUCCCUGUCUGUCCCCAUCAUUAUCAAAUACCUCAUGUUUACCAUGGUCCUCGUCACCUUCUCAGUCAUCCUUAGCGUCGUAGUCCUCAACCUGCACCAUCGCUCACCCUACACCCACCAAAUGCCCCUUUGGGUCCGUCAGAUCUUUAUCCACAAACUCCCUCUGUAUCUGGGUCUGAAGAGACCCAAGCCUGAGAGAGACCAGAUACCGGAGCCACCUCCUAUACCUCUCAGGGAUUCUCCAGGAAGUGGCUGGGGUCGGGGAACAGAUGAAUAUUUCAUCCGCAAGCCACCAAAUGAUUUUCUCUUCCCCAAACCCAACAGGUAG
Molecule: messenger RNA, 1303 nt
Organism: Balaenoptera ricei (Rice's whale)
Lineage: Eukaryota; Metazoa; Chordata; Mammalia; Artiodactyla; Balaenopteridae
Product: acetylcholine receptor subunit beta-like
Exons: 9
Coding region: 65-1303 (412 amino acids)
Biological process (GO): signal transduction; regulation of membrane potential; monoatomic ion transmembrane transport
Cellular component (GO): synapse; neuron projection; postsynaptic membrane
Molecular function (GO): transmembrane signaling receptor activity; acetylcholine-gated monoatomic cation-selective channel activity
Source: RefSeq, a predicted model, not a curated record